GGUAAUGGCAGCGCUGUGAGGACGGAGCGGGGCAGGGAGCGAGGGAGGCCGGCGGGUGGGCGUCGCUGACUCGGGCCCCUCACCGCCAGAUUAACACUAAAGCCCCACAAUGUCCUUGAAACCACGAGUAGUUGACUUUGAUGAAACAUGGAACAAACUUCUAACAACGAUUAAAGCUGUUGUUAUGUUGGAUUAUGUUGAAAGAGCAACCUGGAAUGAUCGCUUCUCAGACAUUUAUGCUUUGUGUGUGGCCUAUCCUGAACCUCUUGGAGAGAGACUUUAUACUGAGACUAAAAUUUUUUUGGAAAAUCACGUACGUCAUUUGCACAAGAGAGUUCUGGAAGCUGAAGAACAAGUACUGAUUAUGUAUCACAGAUACUGGGAAGAGUACAGCAAAGGGGCAGACUAUAUGGACUGUUUAUACAGGUACCUCAACACACAGUUUAUUAAGAAGAACAAAUUGACUGAAGCUGAUCUUCAGUAUGGUUAUGGAGGAGUGGAUAUGAAUGAACCAUUGAUGGAAAUAGGAGAGCUAGCUCUUGAUAUGUGGAGAAAAUUAAUGAUUGAGCCACUACAGGCCAUCCUUAUUCGGAUGCUCCUCCGAGAAAUAAAAAACCCAAGCACUCCUCCAACAAGGCAAGCUGAAUAUCAACUUAGGCAUUUUUGUUUCAACACUACAGGAAGCCGUCAAGAUCUCGAAUUUGAUCGCUGUGGAGAAGACCCAAACCAGAAAGUAAUCCAUGGGGUUAUUAACUCCUUUGUUCAUGUUGAACAGUAUAAGAAAAAGUUCCCCCUAAAGUUUUAUCAGGAAAUUUUUGAGUGUCCUUUUCUGAAUGAAACAGGGGAGUAUUAUAAACAAGAAGCAUCAAAUUUAUUGCAAGAGUCAAAUUGCUCACAGUACAUGGAGAAGGUUUUAGGUAGAUUAAAAGAUGAAGAAAUGCGGUGUCGGAAAUACUUGCAUCCCAGCUCAUAUGUCAAAGUGAUUCAUGAAUGCCAACAGAGGAUGGUGGCUGAUCACUUGCAGUUUCUACAUGCAGAAUGUCACAAUAUUAUCAGACAAGAGAAAAGAAGUGACAUGGCAAAUAUGUAUACUCUACUUCGUGCUGUGUCAAGUGGUUUACCUCAUAUGAUUCAGGAACUACAAAACCAUAUCCAUGAUGAGGGCCUUAGAGCAACCAGCAAUCUUUCUCAGGAAAAUAUGCCAACUCAGUUUGUGGAGUCAGUUUUGGAAGUACAUAGUAAAUUUGUUCAACUCAUCAACACUGUUUUGAAUGGUGAUCAACACUUUAUGAGUGCCCUUGACAAGGCAUUGACAUCAGUAGUUAACUAUAGGGAGCCCAAGUCAAUCUGCAAAGCACCUGAGUUGCUGGCCAAGUACUGUGACAACUUGUUGAAGAAAUCAGCAAAAGGAAUGACUGAAAAUGAAGUAGAAGACAAACUCACAAGUUUCAUUACUGUUUUCAAAUACAUUGAUGACAAAGAUGUAUUCCAAAAGUUCUAUGCCAGAAUGUUGGCAAAAAGAUUAAUUCAUGGUUUGUCUAUGUCUAUGGAUUCCGAAGAAGCCAUGAUUAAUAAACUAAAGCAAGCCUGUGGUUACGAAUUUACCAGCAAGCUCCAUCGAAUGUAUACGGACAUGAGUGUUAGUGCUGAUCUCAAUAAUAAAUUCAACAACUUUAUCAAAAACCAGGACACAAUUAUAGAUUUGGGAAUUAGUUUUCAGAUAUACGUUCUACAGGCUGGUGCAUGGCCUCUAACUCAGGCUCCUUCCUCUACAUUUGCAAUUCCUCAGGAACUGGAAAAAAGUGUACAGAUGUUUGAAUUAUUUUACAGUCAGCAUUUUAGUGGGAGGAAGCUAACGUGGUUACAUUAUCUUUGUACAGGUGAAGUUAAAAUGAAUUAUUUGUGCAAACCUUAUGUAGCCAUGGUCACAACAUACCAAAUGGCAGUGUUGCUUGCCUUCAACAACAGUGAAACUGUCAGUUACAAGGAGCUUCAGGAUAGUACACAAAUGAAUGACAAGGAACUGACAAAAACCAUCAAAUCCUUACUUGAUGUCAAAAUGAUCAAUCAUGACUCAGAUAAGGAGGAUAUAGAGGCCGAGUCUACUUUUUCAUUAAAUAUGAACUUCAGCAGUAAACGAACGAAAUUUAAAAUUACUACAUCAAUGCAGAAAGACACGCCACAGGAGAUGGAGCAGACCAGAAGUGCUGUAGAUGAAGACAGAAAAAUGUAUCUUCAAGCUGCUAUAGUCCGUAUCAUGAAAGCACGUAAAGUGUUGCGACAUAAUGCUCUUAUUCAGGAGGUAAUUAGCCAAUCAAGAGCUAGGUUUAACCCAAGUAUCAGCAUGAUUAAGAAGUGUAUUGAAGUUCUGAUUGACAAACAGUACAUAGAGCGAAGCCAGGCCUCUGCAGAUGAAUACAGUUAUGUAGCAUGAUGUUGCUAUCCUGCAGGUAUGAUUGUAAGGAGAUCAUUGCUGUCACUGUUUGGUGUGUUCCUGUGGGAAGAGGCAGGCCUGUGCCUCCAUAAUUGGUCACUUGGCAGCCCCUGUUUUUCUGCUGUUUACAACAUCACCAGUGCCAUGUCAUGAGCGUCAAUGAAAAUGCCUAUAGAUAUUUCAAGCUCAUGUCAUUAUGACAUUUCUUAAAACUUUACUAAAAGAAUGAGUGAAGUAUUGCUGAAAUGUGGAAAAUUGGUUGGGUACCAUGCUUUUAUUUUCCCUUCCCUUUCACGUUUGCAGUUGAUGUUUUUUAAUGUAUCUUAAGACAAGGUAAAAAAACAACAAAACCUAAAUAUUGUAAUAUGACAGAUAACCUAAUAAUUGUAUCUACAUUAAAAUGUAAAAAAAAAAAAAUGAUGAACAUGAUACUGCUGCUUGUCAAAUAAAAAAAUAAAGUUA
Messenger RNA from Calypte anna (Anna's hummingbird), 2896 nucleotides. RefSeq names its product cullin 2 (gene CUL2). Gene Ontology annotation, molecular function: ubiquitin protein ligase binding. Lineage: Eukaryota; Metazoa; Chordata; Aves; Apodiformes; Trochilidae. Gene Ontology annotation, biological process: protein ubiquitination; SCF-dependent proteasomal ubiquitin-dependent protein catabolic process. Gene Ontology annotation, cellular component: Cul2-RING ubiquitin ligase complex; SCF ubiquitin ligase complex. The transcript has 22 exons. The coding region runs from base 110 to 2434 and encodes 774 amino acids. The record is from RefSeq and is a predicted model, not a curated record.